Malassezia japonica is the source of this 1110-nucleotide messenger RNA. RefSeq lists its product as uncharacterized. The record is from RefSeq and is a predicted model, not a curated record. Lineage: Eukaryota; Fungi; Basidiomycota; Malasseziomycetes; Malasseziales; Malasseziaceae. Gene Ontology annotation, biological process: tRNA modification. Bases 1 to 1110 code for a protein of 369 amino acids. The transcript has 2 exons.
AUGGCCAGCACGCCGCUCUUGGCGCUGGUGCGCCCGUCGUGCGCGGCGGCGGCGCGCGCGUCGCAGAUCGCGAUUUCCGACGAAAAGAUUGACGCAUUCCUCAACAAUCUCGAUGCAGCGCGGUACAAUGAGCUUAAGAAGGAGCACGGGCUCGUGUUUCCGCUGCGUUUCGGCUCCUUUACCGAGGAAAUCACCUUUAUUUCGACAUUGUCGCUCCUCAACGCGCUCUCGGGCUACCGCGCCGAGUUUCACGCGGCGACAGGGCACGGAGCAUACGAUAACGUGCGGCACCUCCUGCUAGGCAUGUACCUCGCGAACGACAAGGCGCUGAGCGCGGCGUCGCUCCGGGACGUGACGCCGACGCAGCUCGCGAGCGUGCUGGGCGUGCCGACGCACACAGAGUCCGCGCACCCUACGCUACCAUUUGUGACGGUCGGCACGGUCGGCGGCCCUCUGCACGCGCCGCUCGAGCUCGUGGCGAACGCGUGCAAGGCCGCCGGCCAGUUCCUCGAGGAGGAGGGCAAGCCGGAUCUCGGCACGUACGUCCUCGACGCGUGCACGGAUGCGCUGGCGCACGACGACGCCGAGUCACGCCUCUUGGAGUCGAUUACCUGUAUUCCCGGCUUUGAGGACACGACGCUGCUCGACGGCGAGCACGUCUACCUCUUCAAAAAGGCCUUUUUCCUGAUGAAUGCGCUCCGCGAAAAGGUCACCGACGAGCUGCCGAGCGACGCGCCGCCUGUCGCCACGCUGCUCGCGCAGCGCUGGAAGAACGGAUUUCCGGAACCGCUGCCGAUGUUUGUCGACAAUGUCAUUCCGACGAUCCUGCUCCACCUCGGCAUCCUCGACGCGUCCGCCUCGUCGAUCGAGGCGCUGCGCUCGUGGGACGCGCAGCCGAGCGAUGAAAAGGCAGGGCCAAAGCUCGAAAAGGACGACGCAUACCGCAUUCGCGCUGCCGCGCUCGCUGCCGGCGCCCGCAUCGUGGAGCGCGCCGAGCGCUCGCUCGGGAUGACCGAAGUCGACCUCGACGGCUACCUCUGGUCGGUCGCCAAGGACCCUGCGCUGCGCGGCAUUCCCCGUCUUGUGGAGCAAGACACAAUCAUGUACUAA